Molecule: messenger RNA, 917 nt
Organism: Sinocyclocheilus rhinocerous
Lineage: Eukaryota; Metazoa; Chordata; Actinopteri; Cypriniformes; Cyprinidae
Product: G2/mitotic-specific cyclin-B2-like
Exons: 6
Coding region: 132-917 (261 amino acids)
Source: RefSeq, a predicted model, not a curated record
CCUUUGUAUUUUACGGCUUGUUUUGAGUUGAGUUGAGUUGGACGGAGAACAUUAAGCGAAGCUAAACGGUCCUUUUAAAACGUUUUUAAGGUUUUAUUUAAGCAAGGGCCCUCACAAUUAGCGUAUUCGCCAUGGAAAUUCACGCUUUGCGCAAUGCAAACAACCCUGUUUUUAUCGGUGGCAAAGGCGGCCCUGUAAACGGCGCAGCGAGGAGGGCCGUGUUUGGCGAACUGUCCAACUUUAACGUUACCCACAAACCAGUUCAGACUAAGAAGGUUCAGCCCGUGCUGCCUGUAAAACCAAUUGCUGUUGCGCAACCCAAACGUUCCCAUGUACAGCACGAGAUCCCCCAGCCUGCCCCAGCGUUGCCCCCUGCUCAAGCUGAUGUGAGCAUGAAGGUAGAGGAGCUCUGUCAAGCCUUUUCUAACACUCUCUUUCCAGUCGAAGACAUCGAUGAAGGGGAUGCUGACAUGCCUCAGCUGUGUCCUGAAUAUGUGAAGGACAUCUAUGCGUAUCUGCGAAGCCUUGAGAGUAAGCAGUCUGUUCGUCCUCUUUACAUGCGUGGCUAUGAUAUCAAUGGACGGAUGCGCGCUCUCCUGGUUGACUGGCUGAUUCAGGUGCACUCAAGAUUUCAACUCCUGCAGGAAACCUUGUACAUGACCGUAGCCAUCCUUGAUCGCUUUCUCCAGGUCCAGCCUGUGACCCGUAAGAAGCUUCAGCUAGUGGGUGUUACCGCAAUGCUGAUUGCUUGUAAAUACGAGGAAAUGUAUGUGCCGAUGGUUGGGGACUUUGCCUACAUUGUGGACGAUGCCUUCACAAAAGCUCAGAUCCGAGAGAUGGAGAUUCUGUUUAAACAAUGGAGUAAGUUCAGUGCCGUGUUUUACAGAGCUACACGUGAAACCGGAGAUGAAGAAUGA